Naumovozyma castellii is the source of this 1773-nucleotide messenger RNA. It is a transcript of the gene MET1, whose product is annotated as uroporphyrinogen-III C-methyltransferase. The record is from RefSeq and is a predicted model, not a curated record. The transcript has a single exon. Lineage: Eukaryota; Fungi; Ascomycota; Saccharomycetes; Saccharomycetales; Saccharomycetaceae. The coding region runs from base 1 to 1773 and encodes 590 amino acids.
AUGGUCGUCUUUGAACCGUUACCAUUAAUAACAGCAUCUGUUUCCAUCGAUGAACAUCAUCUUAUCAUAGGAACACAUUCCUGCCCGCAAUCAAUAAAGAAAAUCAAGACCACCAUUGCUGCUGGGGCAACUCCGAUCCUGAUCAACCCAUCGCAUGAAUCACACAUCAAAGAAAUAUCUUCUAUAUUUCUUAACGAGUCCGGGUUCCAAUUGGCCACAAGAGGGUUCCAAUUAUCUGAUCUAACGACACUGGGCAGAACCCAAGUACAGAGAGUCGUGGAUAGAGUAUUCAUCAAUUUAUCACCGGAGGAAACUCCAUUGACGAGAAAGAUAUAUGAGCAAUGUGUCAAAUUGAGAAUCCCCGUCAAUGCCUUCCAAAGACCCGAGUAUUCCACUUUCCAUAUGAUUCCUACAUUUACAGAUCCAAAGGGGAGUGGAUUGCAAAUCGCUGUGACCACUAAUGGAAGAGGUUAUAUUUUAGCAAAUAGAAUCAAGAGAGAAAUUGUAAAUAAGUUGCCUAGUAACAUCUCUCAGGUGGUAACAAAUAUGGGUGCAAUUAGAGAUCAAAUCAUUCAUGAAGACCAUGAAAUACUGUUAAGAGAGAAAUAUUUGAAGACUGAACUUUCUAGAGAUAAGUUGGGUUAUGGACUGGAUGAUGACACAUGGGAGAGUCAUAAGUUUAAUAGAUUGAUCAAAGAGUUUGAGAUGACAAAUGCUGAACAGAAAUUAAAAAGGACUAGAUGGUUAUCUCAAAUUAUGGAAUAUUAUCCAUUAAAUCAAUUGGCAAACGUUACCUUGGAUCAACUGGAUGAGAACUCCCACACACCAAUCAAUUUACCCUCUCCAAAUAAUCCUGACAAUCACGAGAAUUCUCAAUCCAUCAACCCAGAAACUCCAGCCAAUACUGAAAAUAACAGCGAAGUUCAACUAGGUGUCCAUCUAAGAUCGAAGUCUCCGAACUCUAUUGGCAAGGGUCGUAUUUCUUUAGUCGGCAGUGGCCCUGGUUCCGUAUCCAUGCUAACCUUAGGUGCUCUUCAUGAAAUCAAGACAGCAGAUAUAAUAUUGGCAGACAAAUUAGUCCCACAGGCGGUUUUAGAUUUGAUUCCACAAGGAACUGAAACUUUCAUUGCACGUAAAUUCCCAGGUAACGCUGAACAUGCUCAAGAAGAACUAUUACAAUUAGGAUUAGACUCAUUAAAGCAAGGCAAAAAAGUAGUGAGAUUAAAGCAGGGGGAUCCAUAUAUCUUUGGACGUGGUGGUGAAGAAUAUCUCUUCUUUACGCAAAAUGGGUUUGAGCCUUUAGUACUCCCCGGAUUAAGUUCAUCACUUGCAUCAACUGUGGUAUCCAAGAUACCUGCCACUCAAAGAGCCAUUGCAGACCAAGUCUUAGUUUGUACUGGAACUGGAAGGAAGGGUGCACUUCCUGUGGCACCAGAAUUUGUGCCGACGAGAACUACAGUCUUCCUUAUGGCAUUGCAUAGAUCAGAUGUAUUAAUCAAGACAUUAAUAGAUGCUGGAUGGGACAAAAAUGUACCUGCCGCCAUCGUUGAAAGAGCGUCAUGUCCAGACCAAAGAGUCACCAGGACCUUAUUAAGAUAUGUCCCAGCUACCAUUGAAGAGAUAGGAUCAAGACCUCCUGGGCUAUUGGUUGUUGGACAUGCAGUCAAUGCUUUAAUAAAUGACUCCAACUUACAAUUCACUGAAGCGUCUAAAUAUUACAUCGAGGAAGGGUAUCACGAAUUUGAAAUGAAUUUUGACAACUUGUUACAUUAA